Messenger RNA from Ahaetulla prasina, 7634 nucleotides. It is a transcript of the gene HOXA1, whose product is annotated as homeobox A1. The transcript has 2 exons. Gene Ontology annotation, biological process: regulation of transcription by RNA polymerase II. Gene Ontology annotation, molecular function: RNA polymerase II cis-regulatory region sequence-specific DNA binding; DNA-binding transcription factor activity, RNA polymerase II-specific. The coding region runs from base 31 to 1038 and encodes 335 amino acids. NCBI's taxonomy places the organism in Eukaryota, Metazoa, Chordata, Lepidosauria, Squamata, Colubridae. The record is from RefSeq and is a predicted model, not a curated record. Gene Ontology annotation, cellular component: nucleus.
GACUUCGAAGAGCCGGUCAAUCGGUGAUAGAUGGACACGGCAAGGAUGAAUUCCUUCCUCGAUUAUCCGCCCAUCCUCAACGGCGAGCCCACCACUUGCGCUUCCCGUGCCUAUCACCGCCACCACCACCACCACCACCCCGACCAUGGGAUUACAACCACUUUUCAGUCGUGUGCUGUCAGCGCCAAUAGCUGCAACGGGGACGAUCGCUUUCUGGUGGGCAGGGGAGUUCAGAUAAGCCCCCAUCCCCACCACCACCAGGCUGGUACCGCCUACCAACAUCACCCCAAUUUGGGGAUGUCCUUCUCGCACCCCAGUUGCGGGUCCGGCUAUGGCACGCAAAACUUCACUGCGGGAGGUUAUGGCCAUUACCCACUCAGCCAAGAGGCGGAAAUCAGCGGGGGCUACUCCCCAUGCGCUCCUACUCUCUACUCGGGAAAUGUCUCUUCCUCCAUGGUCCAGAAUCCCCAGAGUUAUGGUGGGGGCACAACCAGUUCUACUCAGUACAUUCAUCCCUCUUUCGGAGAGGAGCAGCAGAAUUUAACCCUCACUAAUUUCAGCCACCCCUUAUCUCCUCUCCACUCCGCCCAUCCAGAAAGCUGCACUUCUCCUUCUUCGGAAGUUUCUCCACCAGCCCAGACUUUCGACUGGAUGAAAGUGAAGAGAAACCCUCCUAAAACAGGAAAAGCUGGAGAGUAUGGUUAUGUGGGUCAACCCAACACAGUUCGCACCAAUUUCACCACCAAACAGUUGACGGAACUGGAGAAAGAAUUCCACUUCAACAAAUAUCUUACCAGAGCACGCAGGGUAGAGAUAGCAGCCUCUUUGCAACUCAAUGAAACCCAGGUCAAGAUCUGGUUCCAGAACCGCAGGAUGAAGCAGAAGAAGAGGGAGAAAGAGGGCUUGCUGCCCAUCUCUCCAAUCACUCCAACUGGAAGUGAAGAGAAGGCAGAGGACUCCUCUGAAAAGUCCAGCUCAUCCCCAUGUACCCCCUCUCCUACUUCUUCUACCUCAGAUACCCUGACUACCUCAAAUUGAGCUCCAUAGUUAUUCAUUUUUCAUUCCCUGGCCCCCUAUGUUCAGCUCUAGAGUAGUAGAUAAUGUUCCAACCCUACUUUUGUAAAGACUGAAGGGGACCCUUCUCUUGUCAUAUUGGGUUCCAGAUCAAAUCUUUUCUUAUUGCAUCCCUCAAACAAUUGACAUCCCAUACUGAAACUUGUUGGAAGCAAAUCUCACUGGUUUUUCCUUGAACCUUCUUCCAAACUGGUGGGCAUAAUCCAGGACUACUGAGUUAGGGUACUGAGAAAUAAUAGAAAAGGACUUUGUGGCAUAAUAUCACUGAGAUUUAGCUAAAAGCUAAUUUUGUCUGGAAUAGGCCCCAACAGUUCAGGAUCAUAGUCUUAUUUUAAGACUGAAGGUGUCCUUAAUUCAGCAUCAGGCUUUUUUCUCCUCAGUGCUAAGUACAAAGAUUUAUUUAGGUGUCUCCCAUCUCUAGACUAUUUGUGAGAAAAGUCAAAAAAUGAUUACCACAAUGAUAAAUGUUGAUAGACUAGAAUGAAGUUGCCAAAGAACAUUUAUGUAGGUUUUCCUCCAUGGCAGAGACAAAGAGGUUCGCAGUUCCAAAAAGAGAUGCACUAUUGAAAGCGUUUACAUGACUUCUAAAAAGUUCAUGCUUUAAUUUAAUGUACCUGUUUUUUGUGUGUGUAUGAGUUGUUUGUAAAUAUUUUGUUUAAGAGAUCUAUCUUUUUACAGAUUUUCUAGAAAUGUUUAGAUUGAUUAUAAAUUUAAAACAGGGUGGUUAUGUUCUCAAAACACUAUUCGAUUUUAUAGCAAAAAGUGAAGUUGUCAUGAUCAAAGAUGUGUUCAACUCAAUCAGAUACCUCAAAAAAAAAAUCAUAGACUAAUAUUCUUCCUUCAAAAUAGUUAGAUAAAAAUGUUGAAAUUGCACUAAUUUUUUAAAAAGAAACCUUGCUUAUUAAGGUCUGCCCACUAUUUUCUUUCCCACAAUCUCUAUGGAAUUAUUCUUGACCCAAAACUUAUGCAGAAAAUGGAGAGACCAGGCCUGCUAGCGAUUUCCCAUUUAUCUUUCCUUAGAUUUUUCAGCUGAACUUCUGAAUGUGGUAAUUGGCCCAAAGGAAUGUACAGUUCAUGUGAUUUGUGUAGGGAACUUUGCAUGAUGCACAAAGUUUUGGUGUACUAAGUUAACACUGAGUUUUAUCAGUUGUCUUUUGUGAUUGAGUGCUUCUGAUAUUUUCUGUACAAUCAUUCAAGCUUCUGAGAUUCUGUUUGGGGCGGGGGAAGAGAAUGGAAUCCAGAGCAGGAUUUUACGGGUCCUAGAAAUCUCUGAAAUAAAUAUAAUCCUAUAGCAGGCUCUUAUUUGUUUUCGUUCUUUCUUAGGAAGAGAAGCCUAACCAAUCAGUUCUCUCUCCCAUGUUUGGUGCAAGUCAAAUUCUUGCCACCUUCGGCUUCCAGGCCUUGAAGAUUAAACCCAGCCAGAUCAGUGGAGACCCUAGAGAGAACUGGCUGAUCUUUUACUAGGAAAAAGAAGGCCAAUGAACCAAAUUCCAGCUCUUCCCACUGUGGUGGGAGCUUUCUGGGUCAAGUGCUAACCUUUUCACCUCGAACUGCAUAUUGACCUAUGUAUAAACUAAGUCCUCUUCAAAAGCCGAAGCUGUCUUCAGCUGAUCUUGCCUCACAUCCCAAGCCACUAGUGAAGAGAUUUAUAUUUCCUUGUCUCUGAGGACCCCAAGAAGCACAGCUUUCCCCCUCCUUUCUUCUAAAUUUCCAGAAAGAUCUUCCAGGCACAAACUUUGGAGGACAAGCCGGGAGCAGGCAAGAAAUAGCCAGCUGAAGAGCUCCUCCUCCUCUUCCAGAACAAUUCUUCCCAGAGUGUCAUCUCAGGAGGUCCUGUAACCCUGGCCAAAUUUCCCCAGCCAUUAGGAAAAAAACUGGUUGAGGAAGAUGUCAAGUUCUCACUGGAAAAAAAAAAUACAGGUCUUUUAUUUAAAAACCUGUAGAGCCGAUUCACUGGAGGAACUUCCUUCCUUUCUUUGUGAUUUCUAUCACAAGUUGCAUAAAAAUGUGGGUUCAUCAUAAUGGAAAGAAUGCAAAGCAUCGUUUGCAUUUUACAAUAGCCGCUUUCAGUUUGAAAAAAUUGCAUUACUAGAAUUUAAUUGUAAAAGCCUUGCAGCUUCUUAAAGAGGCUUUUAGGAGUCCUGCCCCAGAGAUAAAGCAGGAGAGUUUGGAAGCCCAAAGAUUUCGGGUGGCCAAGCACCAAUGGUUGUCUUUCUCCCACAACAUCAGCAUAAGCAAGCCUUGAUCUGCAGCUAUUUCAGGCCUAUUGCCAGGGCAAGAGUAAAACCCGGGAUUGCUGAACCCCUUUUCUCAAGGCCUUCUACCUACCACUUUGGGCAACUUCAAAGCACGAAAGAGACCAGAGCUCCUUUCACUUUUGGCUCUUCGAUCUCUCCCUCCCCCCACCAGCUCCUCUUGGCUUCCUUGCUUGUCUUAUACUUUCCCCUUUUGUUGAUUAGGAUAAGGCCUCAAAGCUAAACAAAUGCCAUUUGCCAAAAGCUUUCAAGUGGCAUCUACGUGCCAAUGGGGAGGGUGAAUGAAAUCUUUCAAGCAAAAUUCAGUGACUAUCUGAUUCUUUUCAGUCUUUUCUUAAGGUAGCUGGAGGAAAGGAAGAGAAGAUCAAGGGCUUGGUAUCAGCUGCUUUAAAACUCCUUUCAGCAGCUCCAGAGGUGUCCUGUGAGGGUGGAAAGGAGGGGUUCAUAGAAGGAUGUUAAUAGCCAGAAUAUUUAUUGGAACAAAUGCCACCUUAAAGGAAGCCUUCUUUGAAAAAUAAAUAACUCAUUCCCAGGUACACCUGAAGGCAUUUCUUUCUAAGUAAUCUCUGAACUAUAAUUUUCCAGAAAAUAAGUGAUAAAUCUGAAAUAAAUAACUUAUAAUAUAAUUGACUGAAAGCCAAUUAACUGUAGAAGAAGAAAAAAAUCAGUUCACCAAGAAGUGGCACAGAUUUCUUCUAAGUUUGUUCUAGAGAUUAUUGAUCAAAAGGUCCAUCAAUCAACUUGAAUAUCUGACAUCUCUCUCUCUCUCUCUCUUUCUCUCUCUCUGUCUCUCUCUCUGUCUCUCUCUCUCUCUCUCUCUCUCUCACACACACACACCAAGAUAUUACUCCCAAGGAAGUGGGUAGGAAUUUAAUUGACUAAUCAUUAAUAUGGCUGUGGAGAGCCAGAAAAUUGAUCCGCUGGACAAUAAAGAUAAUAGUUUCUUUUAGACUAAGUAGGAAGUAUAUUUUGCCUAAAACAGAACUUGUGUAAUUUUUGUCACUGGUCCUUUCUGUGUCUAUUGCUGCUUACACAAAUCCACAUAACUGAAUUCAUGUAAUAUAGUUAAUUGAUGGAUUAGUCCCAACCAUUAAUCGAUCAAUUCUCAUGAAUUGAUGUACUCUUCUCUUCUUCACUGAUGAUAGAAUUUGGGAUAGAUCCACACUCACCUUUCCCUGGUAUGCCAAUAAACAAAUAAAUAGUAGUUCUUUUAAAAAUUGUCUUUGCUCAUCCAAAUCGGAUUAAUUAGGUUUGUUUUUCUUUUGGGUAAUCUGGAUACUUUAAAAAACAACAACCCCGAAGCCUAUUUUUGAUUAUCAUCCUUAAAAUUUAGUUUCAGAUUUUGCACAAAGAUGUUUUUCUCUAGGCAAUCAGACUGAAAGCAAUCAAUAUUUACUCAGUCUGAAAAGGGUGGUUGAAAAAGCAGCAAACAACAAACUGCUUAGCUGAUCACCCUGUUUAAUCUCAGGUUCACUGAAAGUUCAAGCAGAAAUGAAUUCAGUGAUGGGUCACUUUAGAAUGAGUCCCAGCGGUUUAUCUCGCUCACUGCUAAAGGCAACAAUUAUUUAUACAUACAAAGAUACAGACAUGUGCCUUUACAGUUUUUUUUCUCCAACCUCUUGUUCAUUAAGAUAACAGUUUUACUGUACCUUUAUUUUAAAACCACCAAAAAAAUCUUCCACUAACACUUUCUUGCUCUUUUCUCUUUUUCCUCUGAAUUCUUGUUUUGGUUCAGUGUUAAUGAAAAUAAGUGGCAGCUUUCAAAAUGAAGGAAAGAAAAAGAUGCACCACAUCAAAAUAUUUUAAAAAGAUAAAUAUUGUAAUGCAGACUAUUUUCCUGGGAAGAGAAAGUCCUGUUGAUGUUAGCAGGAAGUUGGCUUUAAGCAUUUUUAUUUUUAUUUAACAUUUCUAUCGGGAUCUGCAACCCUGUGAAUAUGAAAUACUUUGUUUUUCAUGUUUUAGUGCUUAAAGUAUAUCGGCUUGACUAGGUUCAGGACAACGUGUGUAUCUAUAUGCACGCACCAGCGAAUUUGAGUUCCGAAGCUUAGAGGAAGGGACCGUGGGAUUCCACAAAAACCGAACAUUUGAAGGUGCUGCACGUUGUGGCUAAUUGCAACAACUCUUCAGAGGUCAGAGGUCAGCUAAUCACUGCAUAAAUGCAUUCUUAAUGGGAAUUUAUUAGCCUCUUUCUAGUGGCAGAUCACGUUUGAGGGGGACUAACUUUUAUUAUAGCAUAAUAGUUUCUAGAAAUGAUCAGAGUUUAGCUUGGUGCUUUUGCAUUUUCUGACAUUAUUUUUAUGUUUAUUCUAAUGGUCUAGUAAUGCUUAAAGUCUCCAGAGAACAAACACCUAUCUACAUGAUAAACAGAUAACAGAAAGACAGAUAAAUAUGUUUCUUUGCAUGCUUAUUCGAGAGGAGCAUUCCCUGGCUUCUAAGCUUAAAAAUCAGGGGCAGAUCUAAGGUGUCUCACACAGGUUGUUUUCCAACUUUAUGUUAGUAGCCAAAUACACUUUUUGGGGUGGUGGUGGUGACUUUGUUUACAUAAAUACUAAUCUAUAAAAUAAUAGCUCCUUAAGAAUAAAAAUAAAAUACAAACAACAAUAACAUAAGCAGAGAAUCUGGAUAUAUUUUUAAAAAGUAAAGAAUAUAUGUAUGACUAAACGGCGGGUAAGCACGCCUGGAUUUUGGAUAUGUCCAAAUUAAAUCAAUUAAUUAAAUUGAUUGAAAUUUAAAUUGUUGAUAAUUAAAUCAACAACAGCUCUGUAACUUUCCCCUUGUUUUCCUCCAGUCCGCCCAGCAUACUAUGUAGCUGUUUUAGUCUAGGGCUGGUGUGCACCCGAAUUUCUCCCAGGUCCUCUUUUCCCUGAUUUCAAAUGCAGGACUUCGGUGGGAAAGCUUGGGCUCCCCUGAUGAAGGUUGGUUGGGCUGCCUACUGGAACCGGGGCUUCCAAGUUGCUUGCGUGGCCCAUCCAGGCUUUUUAUUUCAGCCCAGCUGCCCCGUUUGCUAGGGAGCGGCCGAGGAAAAGCGAGGCGAUGUGAGGGAGUUGAGAGCAGAGGUGCUUACAAUACUGUUGGCGAUAGAACUCCGCCUUUAGUCUCUCUUUGCCCAAAUCUUUAACGUCCGGAUUUAAUUUAACCCAGGUCUGACUACGUUGGGGGUUGUGUCCAUGGUGGAAAACUGCCGGAACCGACACGAACACUUCGGCAAGGCAAUGGCAAUUCAAAAAAAAAAAAAAAAAAAGUAGAACCCAUCGCGCUUCUUGCGCUGGAAAAUAUUGGUAAGGGGUUCUUUCUAUAGAAAAGAAGAAAAUUGCACUGGGUAUGUUCGUGCAUGUUGGAGAAAGCGGAGAAAAAAGCGGAAUGAGAAAAAUGAAGCGGGAGGAGACUCAAAACAAACGCUUGACCGGUGCGACGCCUCUAAAGAGUGCGUGCGUAAAGUAUUUCACUCAGACUGACCGCCCGACUAUCCAACUCCUUACUGUCAAGGAACGAAAUCGGUUGCUCACCUUUCUUCUUGCAACUAGCUAUCCUUUGGGGCUCAGCCCAAAUCAAUUUCAUAUGGCUGGAAAGAAAAACCAGAGACGUCUAAUUAUGUAAAGACUUGGACUCGGAAAUAAUUCGGAAGAUCAAAUUCUGCUCCAAACUGCUGUUUCCUCCUCUUUAGUGUGUCCCAAACUAUAACAUUAUAGCUGUAAAUAUGUGGCUAUUUUACAGAAUUCUCCCCCUCCUCUUUAUCCACGGACGUAUCUAAUUUUAGGCAACGUUCCUAAGUUCUUUGCAUUCUUCUUGAUUCCCAAUAAAACGAGUUUUUCCUGCCCACUCUAUAAUCCAGAACUGAGAAUUUUGAAGAAUACUAAUUAGUCAAAAUAAAAUGACAUGAUAUUUUUUCUUUUUAAAUGAUAUUGCUGCAGAAAAAAAAUAUGGGGAUUGGUAAAUAUAAAAUCUUAGGAGUUUAAAAAUGGCGUUCUUUUGUAACAAGAAUGAAGCAGAAAAGGAAAGAAAAUGGCUUAAAAUAUUGCUUUGGCUGUAUCUGCUUUGUAGAUGAAAAAUAAAUCAAUUGUAUUGAUUGUUAAAUAUCAGCCCAAAAAAGAAGAUGACAACAGGAAAUAUUGAGCUAUUAUUUUUUCCAAGUUGUCUAUUUAGAUUUGUAAAUUAAGUGUACUCAUUUAUGCCUUAAAUUAAUAAACAAAUGUUUCAAAAAUAACAGGCUAACACCUUCAUUCUUUACAUAGCACUUGUAUAGGAUUAGCACCUUGUUUGGCUAUUUAAUUCAGUUUUACAACCUUUCAGCGAUAUAGAGAGUAA